This is a messenger RNA of Pleuronectes platessa (European plaice), 1728 nucleotides long. Its product is annotated as regulator of G-protein signaling 6. The transcript has 17 exons. Gene Ontology annotation, biological process: intracellular signal transduction; G protein-coupled receptor signaling pathway; regulation of G protein-coupled receptor signaling pathway. Bases 250 to 1728 code for a protein of 492 amino acids. The record is from RefSeq and is a predicted model, not a curated record. NCBI's taxonomy places the organism in Eukaryota, Metazoa, Chordata, Actinopteri, Pleuronectiformes, Pleuronectidae.
GUGACCAGCCAGACUCUCUCUCUCUCUCUCUCUCUCUCUCUCUCUCUCUCUCUCUCUCUCUCUCUCUCUCUUGCUGCUUCACUGCUUUCAUCCCCCCUGUCUUCUUCUUCCUCAUCCCCUCCUCACUCUCUCUUUCUCCCCUCUUGCCAAUUACACCAUGAACCUGCCUGCUGCUUGUUGCUAAGGGGGAGCCAGCCGGGGAGCAGAGUGGACCAGGCGUUAUUUUGUUUCUAAGGACCGAGUGAAACCAUGGCCGAGGGGUCCAGAGACCAGGGAGGCGCUGGCACCACCGAUCCUGAGGAGGACUCCCCCAAUAUGAUCGUCUACAGAAAGAUUGAAGACAUUGUGACACGAAUACAAGAUGAGAAAGCAGGAGGUGUAGCCAUCCGGACCGUCAAAAGCUUCCUCUCCAAGAUCCCCAGUGUGGUAUCAGGGGCGGACAUCGUUCAGUGGCUGAUGAAAAACCUCUCCGUUGAGGAUCCAGCUGAAGCCAUCCACCUCGGGAGUCUGGUCGCUGCACACGGUUACAUCUUCCCCAUCUCUGACCAUGUCCUGACACUUAAGGACGAUGGAACCCUUUAUCGCUUUCAGUCUCCGUACUUCUGGCCGUCAAACUGUUGGGAGCCUGAGAACACAGACUAUGCCAUUUACCUGUGUAAGCGCACCAUGCAGAAUAAGGCCAGGCUCGAGCUGGCCGACUACGAGGCUGAGAACCUUGCCCGUCUGCAGAGGGCCUUUGCCAGGAAGUGGGAAUUCAUCUUCAUGCAAGCUGAGGCUCAAGUGAAGAUCGACAGGAAGAAGGACAAGGCCGAGAGGAAGAUCCUGGACAGCCAGGAGAGGGCAUUCUGGGACGUCCAUCGGCCUGUGCCCGGCUGCGUCAACACCACGGAGAUGGACAUCCGCAAGUGCCGAAGAGAGAAGAACCCACACAGAGUGAAAAAGUCGGUGUACGGGGUCCCAGACGACGGCCAGAGUCAGCCCAGUCCCGUCCACAGCAGCUCGCAGCCGACCAGGAAGCCCACCAAAGAGGACAUCCAGAAGCAGAUGACCUUCCUGAACAUGCAGCUGGACCGACACUGUAUGAAGGUUUCCAAAGUGGCCGACAGUCUGAUGAGCUACACGGAGCAGUUCAUGGACUACGACCCCUUUGUGUCGGCCACGGAGCCCUCCAACCCCUGGGUCAGUGACGACACGUCCUUCUGGGACUUGGAGGCGAGUCGUGACCCCAGCCAGCAGCGUGUGAAGAGAUGGGGCUUCUCUCUGGAGGAGGCCCUGAAGGACCCGGUGGGACGAGACCAGUUCCUGAAGUUCCUGGAGUCAGAGUUCAGCUCAGAGAACCUGCGGUUCUGGUUAGCAGUGCAGGAUCUGAAGCGACGGCCGCUCCAGGACGUCCCCGCCAGGGCUCAGGAGAUCUGGCAGGAGUUCCUGGCUGAGGGGGCGCCGAGCUCCAUCAACCUGGACUCUCACAGCUACGAGCGCACGAGCCAGAACCUGAAAGACCCCGGACGAUACAGCUACGAGGACGCUCAGGAGCACAUUUUCAAGCUAAUGAAAAGUGACAGCUAUGCACGCUUUUUGCGAUCCAACGUCUACCAAGACCUCCUGUUAGCCAGAAAGAAGCCAGCAGACACUGAACAGGGCCGCCGCACCUCCCUGGAGAAGUUCACCCGCAGUGUGGGCAAGUCUUUGACAGGGAAGCGCCUGACAGGCCUGAUGCAGUCAUCCUGA